Messenger RNA from Colletotrichum lupini, 492 nucleotides. RefSeq lists its product as uncharacterized. Gene Ontology annotation, cellular component: cytoplasm. The record is from RefSeq and is a predicted model, not a curated record. Lineage: Eukaryota; Fungi; Ascomycota; Sordariomycetes; Glomerellales; Glomerellaceae. Gene Ontology annotation, molecular function: phosphopantetheine binding. The transcript has a single exon. Gene Ontology annotation, biological process: secondary metabolite biosynthetic process; amino acid activation for nonribosomal peptide biosynthetic process. The coding region runs from base 1 to 492 and encodes 163 amino acids.
AUGACAGCGAAUGCGGCAUGUAGCGUUGAGGAUUUCGACACAAUCCUUGCAUGGAAUGGCGCAGAGCACUCUUCUCAUGACGAGUGCCUCCAUUGGCAUUUCGAGAAGCAAGCUACCUCACAACCCAACACCCCAGCCAUCCUAAGUACUCAUCAGGCUUACACCUAUGGGGAGUUGGAGGCUACGACUGCGCGCCUCGCCAAGCACCUCUCUCAAGAGUGUGGCGUAGGGCCAGAAGUCAUUGUGCCAGUUUGCUUUCCCAAGUCGGCCUUCGCCAUCGUUGCCAUGCUCUCAAUUCUUCGAGCCGGAGGUGCUUACACUGCACUCGACCCGGAAUAUCCUGAUACUAGGAUCCAGGAGAUUGUGCAACAGACCCAAGCAACAUUCGCUGUGGUAUCUCCUGAUUUGGUUGACCGUUUCGAGGGAUUAGUGCAAAACGUGGUGCCCAUCUCGCAGGACCACCUCCUUAUUAGUAUCCCUAUUACAGGGUAG